Vicia villosa (hairy vetch) is the source of this 765-nucleotide messenger RNA. RefSeq lists its product as uncharacterized. NCBI's taxonomy places the organism in Eukaryota, Viridiplantae, Streptophyta, Magnoliopsida, Fabales, Fabaceae. The record is from RefSeq and is a predicted model, not a curated record. The transcript has 2 exons. The coding region runs from base 1 to 765 and encodes 254 amino acids.
AUGUUUCAGAAAACGUUAAUAUGCAUCGGUAAUGGUUAUAUCACAUCUUUUUGGCAUUCUUGUUGGAAAGAGGAGAGGAGUCUCAAGGAGCUAUUUCCGUUGACUUUUUCUUCUUCAAAGUUAAAAAACGCUUCCGUGGCUAGUAUGGGAGGUUGGAGGGAUGAUGUGUGGGAGUGGGGGGACCUCGGUAUUCCGUUUUCUAUGGAGACCGAGGCUGCUGAAACUGACAGGCAGCAGCUCUGUUUCAAGCUGGGCAGCGUCUGUUUGAGGCCGGAAGCGAGGGAUCGUGUGCGGUGGCUCGCAGAACCGGACGAUAGAUUACCCACUAGAGAUCUCUUGCUAGCUAGAGGUAUUAUUUCUCCCUCUUUUGAUUCUUGUUGUUUGUGUGGUUUGAAGAGGGAAUCCAUGAAUCACUUGUUGUUUAAAUGUACGGUGUCUUCGGUGAUUUGGAACAAAAUAGCUUCUUGGAUAGGUUUAGUAGAUUACAAGUUUAAAGAUAUUGGGAAUUGUUUUUUGGUUUGGCAUAAUUUUUGCAAAAAGCAAAAGGUUAGAGCCGGUACGGAAGGAUCGUUGUGGUUAUCGGUAUGUUGGUCUAUUUGGAAACUUAGGAAUGAGAUCAUCCUCCGUAAUGAUGGUUGGAGUGUUUCCGACAUUGUUUGGAGUGUUAAGGAGCUUUGGUGGAGAUGGUCCUUCAUCGGAAAAAUUACUCGCACCAAUUAUAAUUUCUUUGAGUUCACAAAUGACCCUUUUUUGUAUUACUCUUAG